Messenger RNA from Penicillium canariense, 1071 nucleotides. Its product is annotated as mismatch-specific DNA-glycosylase. The record is from RefSeq and is a predicted model, not a curated record. Bases 1 to 1071 code for a protein of 356 amino acids. Lineage: Eukaryota; Fungi; Ascomycota; Eurotiomycetes; Eurotiales; Aspergillaceae. The transcript has a single exon. Gene Ontology annotation, biological process: base-excision repair, AP site formation. Gene Ontology annotation, molecular function: mismatch base pair DNA N-glycosylase activity.
AUGGCAUCAUCUACCAUCUCGCGGGAGGACUCCUCGAAAGUGCAUGAAAGCUCUCCAGAGCCCAUGGCAGGGGACUUACCUGUCGACAGGAUCACUACCUUCAAUGGCAAACUGAAUCGAUUCCUCCUCUCAAGCAGCACAGCCACACGGUCGACCAGCAGGCCGACUCGUCCAUCCAAGAUAGAACGGGGUGCUCCAGAAGUUAAACGAGAAUUACCAACCAGUGACCUCGACCAUGCGGCCCUCAAUGGGCAUAGAGCUCGCAGUGUUACUGCCAGUCCCAAGAGGCAAAAAGUGGACGGCACUAUCUCCGCGAGUAUCGCCCAACCGCCGCGCCUUACUCGCAGCCGCUCCUCAACAUCCAUAUCCCAGUCCUCAUCAUCAACAACAAGAACAACAACAACAACAUCCUCUCCCAAAAAGUCACCUCGCCGGCGAAAAUCUCCGCCAACCCACACGCCCACCGCUUCAGACUCCCUGCUCCGUGACACCAUCCCCCCAAACCUCACGCUCCUUCUAGUAGGCGUAAACCCAGGCCUCCUAACCGGCACAACGGGCUUCGCCUAUGCCCACCCAUCGAACCUCUUCUGGAAACUCCUCUACUCCUCCGGCAUCACCUCCAUCCGACACCCACCGUCGGACACAUACAAGCUGCCCGCCCUCUACAGCGUGGGCAACACCAAUAUCGUGGAGCGGCCUUCACGGGACGCCAGCAUGCUCAGCAAAGCCGAGAUGGACGCGGGCGUGCCCGUCCUCGAAGCCAAGGUCGCCGCACAGCGGCCGGAGGCCGUGUGCCUUGUGGGGAAGAGCAUUUGGGAGGCUGUGUGGCGGGUGCGGCAUGGGCGGGCAAUUCGCAAGGAAGAGUUCCGGUAUGGAUGGCAGGACGAGGCGGAGAAUAUGGGGUGUACGGCGGAGAGUGAUUGGGGCGGGGCACCGGUGUUUGUGGCAACGACGACAAGUGGGCUUGCGGCAGGGAUGAGUAUUGCAGAAAAGGAGGCUGUUUGGGCGGAGUUGGGAGCUUGGGUCAUCAAGAGGAGGGCGGAGAGGGGAUUCGUUGCUUCUGGCGGAUAA